UUGUUCAUGAAAACAACACAUAUUAAUCGUGUUUUAUAAAAACGCAUUUCCGUGUUGUUAAAAAACGGUUUCCCGUGUUGUAAAAAAACGGCUUUCCGUGUUGUUACAACACGUUUUAGGCGUUUUCCUCUUUGUCGCCCGAUUCGACACAUAUCAUGGCGUGUUGCUGUUGUGCAUAUCCGCACACUUGAAAUGCGUUGUUGGCUUGCGAGUAAAUUCACUCGCAAGAAUGGCGAAAAAUACAACAAAAUAUUUUUUUUUUACCGAGAAUUACUGGAUGCGUCUCGUUCGUGAACCUCGGAUAUCAAAGUUCGAAGAUUUGGAAACGAAUUAUUUCUGAGAAAAAUUCGUAUACAUCGAGGGGGGAUUCGAUCGACCUACCUACCUAACACGCUCUAACUUAACGGACGCACGCUACCCACUACACUAAUUCGCUCAUGAGUUGGCUCGAGUCUGCGCUCCUAUAGCGUUAAGACCAUACGGCCAUGUGAUGAAAACUUGCUUCUCGUUUUCGUGAUUAUUCGGUUCGAUUCGGUCGGCGAAAAGACGCAUACGUUUAAUUCACUUAUUAUUUGUGCCACUCAGCGAGCAUAAAAAUGGAAAAAACGAUUUAUUGCAAAAACGAAGAGCGAUGCAAAAAAAUUAAAUUUUGCAAAGUGAACGAAAAAAUGAGUGAUUCCGAAUGUGUCAUCCAAAAAAUCCGCGAAGCUUGUGAAAACGACUUGCUUCUGAAAAAGAAAAUCGAAAAUCAAGCCAUCGUGUUACAGAAGCUGAUUCAAAAUCAAAACAUUUUAUGUGACAUCGAAGCAGAGGAAGAAAUAAUCGAUGAAUUGGAAAUAACCUGCAUUGUUCCGUUAGGCGAAAGUCUUCUAUCGUGUUCAACGAUCUACGCUAUCGAUCAAGACGGCUCUCUCAUUGAAACCCAAGAAAAAAUAAGUGAAUGUGUGGAGGAGAAAGAAAAGGAAAACCAAUCAAUCAACAGACAAUUUAAAAAACUGAAAACAAAUGACUUCACUGAAAAAAGAAGCAUAAUUUCAAGCUUCGUUGGAACGCCAACAUCAUUGCCAGAACUGACCCCGGAGUUGGUUCAAAAAGUGAACAACGGAGGAAUGUUACUUGCUCAAAAGUCAUUAACGUAUUUUUGGGCAACUGAUCUUUUGCAUCGCACUAAUGGCAUGCUGAGUAAAAAUGAUUAUUUCAACUACGCAAAAGCCAUUGUUAGUGCUUAUCCAGAGCUCAGCGGCGGAGACCAUGGAUGUGGGAUUGUACGACAUCAGUCAAGUACAAAUGUGCGGAAUCGACGUGCUAAUUCAGAACGAUCUGUAAUGAAAUUUGGCGAAGACAAAUUGAAAAUCGGUCAAAAUAUUCCAACUGUUUUACGAUUCAUAAAGAGCGUCCUGAUGUACAUGGAGUAGAUGCGUUAAAAGAGCUCGAAAGAAAUAUGAAUUCCGCGGUGACACACCGCACGUAUAUACGUCUAUUGCUCAAAGAGUCUGUGAAUUUACGGAAGAAAUGGAUAAAAAUAUUUACACAAAUAUAUUGGAUAUCAUAAAACGGCAAUUUCGUUUAGGUCGACAUUGACGACAAGAUAUUUGCCAUUUUAUUUUACUUUCUAAAAUGUAUUGUACAUAUAAGUAUGAGUAACUUCCCAAAACCGUGCUGAAAUCAUCCGUGUUGAAACAACACACAUUAUCAGUAUUAUAUAAAUUACAAAACGGAAAUUGCCGUGUUGUUCGAAAUUUUACGGCGUAACGUGUUGCUUCAACACGAUUCGUUAAAACAACACACCUGCGAGAUGUAUUGUGUGUUGUUGCAACACGAUUAGUUAAAACAACACACCUGCGAGAUGUGUUGUGCGUUGUUUCAACACACCUAACAACACGCUUGUUUUUGCAGUGUAGC
This is a messenger RNA of Venturia canescens, 1902 nucleotides long. RefSeq lists its product as uncharacterized. The coding region runs from base 597 to 1415 and encodes 272 amino acids. The transcript has 5 exons. The record is from RefSeq and is a predicted model, not a curated record. Lineage: Eukaryota; Metazoa; Arthropoda; Insecta; Hymenoptera; Ichneumonidae.